UACAAAUAAACAUUUCUGUCAUCUGUUAUCUCAGCUGAAACAGAAGCUGCAUGUGAGCCAGCAGAGGGCGACACUGUGCUCCAGGGCCGCUGAAGAUGCGGAUCGGGCUCGAGCAGAGGCGGAAAAAAGCAGAGCGCUGGCUGAGAGCCGAGCGCUGGACAACCGGCAGCAGAAAGAGCUCGCAGUGGCUGAUAAAACACAGCUCGGAGAGGAGCUGCAACUGCUCAGGACUGAGCACAAUGAUGUCCAGCUACUUCUAGCACAAGCUGAAAAGAACUACUUCGAGACCAAGCUGAAACUAGACAGGGUUUCCGGAGAAAAGCAGGCUGUCCUGGAGGAAAACAGAAUACUGGAAGAUGACAGAAACACCUUACGACACAAACUCAAGGAGCUGACGGAGGAAAAUGUGAAGAUAAUGGAAAAGGAAGUGAACUCCAGGCGCAGAGCUCUAGUUGCUGAAGAGCAGAGAGAGAGGGCCAAUAAAGCCCAGCAGGAGGCUGAGCAGGAAAGGCAUUUAUCUGAGCGGGAGAGACAGGAGCGAACCAGAGAGUGUUUGAGCUGGAGAGAGAAACAUCACACUCUGGCUGAAGUCAUCAGAGCCCAGGAGGAGCUCAAGUCUCUGAGACAGAACAAAGCAUGUCAAGCUAACAUAAAGAACUACUUCCUGUGUGUGACUGAAAGUGACCAGAGGGUUAAGAUCCUAAAAAAUCAAGACGGCUCACCAAGGAACUUCACGGAAGGAGAGCCAGUGUACAUCUCCACACCUGACCUCAGUAGUGAUGAUUCAGAGAGGAGUUCAGGGAGCAGGGCGAUGUUUAGGGUAGCAGCACCACGAGCUCGACAGGACACCAGUCCAGCCCAGUUCAGAGAGCUCUCACCACUGGCAGAUUCCCACGAGUCUGGAUUUUCAAGAAGAAACAGGAAAGUGGAAUAUUUCUGGAUCCCCACAGAUGAGGAAUAGUUGUGAAAGCCUAGUGUACAUAAAAAAAAAGAUUUAGGAUGCGUUCAUAUUUGUCUGGCAUGGCUUGAUUAAAAAUGCUUUGGUAAACUACAUAUUUGAAAUGUGAACACAACAUAGACUGAAGACAUGUAUACAAAUCAAAAACAGGACAUGUCAGAACGCGAAUAUAAAAUGAACAGAGUGCUCAAGCACCCCCAUUUUUGUUGUCAUAAUUAUAGCGUUGCCCAAUAUUGGUCUUGCAAAA
Molecule: messenger RNA, 1205 nt
Organism: Danio rerio (zebrafish)
Lineage: Eukaryota; Metazoa; Chordata; Actinopteri; Cypriniformes; Danionidae
Source: RefSeq, a predicted model, not a curated record